AUGUCCAAGCUUCUCGCUGGCACUCCUCUGAAGCUCAAGGACGGUUCUGAGGUCGACGCCGGCUCGUACCUGGAUGGAAAAGUUUUAUUUUUAUUUUUCAACGCUUCAGUUUUUCCUGUGAUUCAGGUCGUCGGGCUCUAUUUCUCCGCUAGUUGGUGUCCACCUUGCCGCGGCUUCACUCCCAAGUUGAAGGUACUAGGCACUUUGUAACAGUCUUUCUCCGAAUAACCCAGUUGAUGAUGAUCAUUUAUAAUAUUAAAAAUGAAAAAUUUUCAAGGAGUUCUACGAGAAAAUCAAAAAGACGCACCCCGAGUUUGAAGUUGUGUUCGUGUCGAGAGAUCGCGAGUCUGAUUGUCUGGUCAACUACUUUUUGGACCACAUGGGCGAUUGGACCUACAUUCCUUUCGGAAACGACCAAAUCCAGUAAUAAUCAGUGGUAACUUAUGAAUGUCAGAUGUACUUUUAGAUAUAUUUUGUCAAAGUACGAAGUAAAAACUAUUCCGGCGAUGCGAGUCAUCAAGCCUGACGGACAAGUUGUUGUGAAAGACGCUCGAACCGAAAUUCAGGUUUGCUUCCGUUUUCAUAGAAAUGUUAGGUUCCUCCUGCGAAUUUCUCCAAAGAAGUUGAUAUAAAUUGACUUUACAGGACAAGGGAAUCGAAGAUCCUGAAGCUCUGUGGGAGGAAUGGAUGGCUUUCUACGACUAA
Messenger RNA from Caenorhabditis auriculariae, 705 nucleotides. The record is from the annotation of a GenBank genome assembly. NCBI's taxonomy places the organism in Eukaryota, Metazoa, Nematoda, Chromadorea, Rhabditida, Rhabditidae.